Messenger RNA from Dovyalis caffra, 177 nucleotides. Lineage: Eukaryota; Viridiplantae; Streptophyta; Magnoliopsida; Malpighiales; Salicaceae. The record is from the annotation of a GenBank genome assembly.
AUGGCACUUCAAACCCCGUCCAGGCCCGAACCUAGGGAGCCUAUAACCCAAACUGGAUUGUCUCCUAGACUCUCAGACCAAGACCCCGAUAGUCUCCUUGAUGCUCGAAACCCUAUCCCUGACAAAUACUUGGAUAAAAGACACUAUCUUGUUUCAUGGAGGAACAAACUAAAGUGA